Messenger RNA from Manihot esculenta (cassava), 2118 nucleotides. RefSeq lists its product as uncharacterized. The record is from RefSeq and is a predicted model, not a curated record. NCBI's taxonomy places the organism in Eukaryota, Viridiplantae, Streptophyta, Magnoliopsida, Malpighiales, Euphorbiaceae. The transcript has 3 exons. The coding region runs from base 30 to 1826 and encodes 598 amino acids. Gene Ontology annotation, molecular function: zinc ion binding.
UUAAGGACAUUGUAACUUUGAGGAAUGCAAUGAGAGAUUAUGCUAUUAAGGGGGGAUAUGAUAUUACAAGAGUUAAAAAUGACUCUACUAGAUUAACAGCUAAGUGUUCCAGUACAGGAUGUCCCUGGAGGUUUCAUGCAUCAGUUUUGUCUGACCAAGUCACUUUCAUGGUUAAGACUCUACAUGAUGAGCACACAUGCAUAAGACCAUUAAGAAAUGAAAAUUUGAAUUCAAACACUAAGUGGAUAGUAGAAAAACUUAGGGAAAAUCUGAGGGCAGACCCUGACAUGAGUUAUGAACUCAUGCAGCAUGAGUUGAUGGGAAAAUGGGGUGUGGAAGUUCCUGUGUGGCAAUUAUAUAGAGCUAAGUGCAAGGCUAGAGAUGAGAAUAUGGGCAUGCAUUGUGAAAGUUUCCAAAAACUUAAGAAAUAUGUCCAUUAUUUGCAAACAUAUAACCCGGGUACAGUUGUAAAAAUUCAGCCAGCUCCAAGGGUUAAUGAAGAUGAUCCUUUUGUUUUUCAAAGAAUAUGGAUUAUGUUUGAUGCUAUAAAGUCUGGGUUUGAGAAUGGUUGUAGACCCUUUAUAGGAUUAGAUGGUUGCCACUUGAAGGGUCCAUAUGGAGGGAUUUUCCUAGUUGCAGUCAUACUGGAUGGAAAUAGAGGUGUGCUACCUCUUGCAUUUUCUAUAGUUGAAGCAGAAUGUGGUGAUAGCUGGACAUUUUUCCUAGAGAAUCUUUAUUCUUGCAUUGGUGGAGGAACUGAUGCUAGGCCUUUAACUAUUAUGUCAGAUAGGCAAAAGGGACUCAUUGAUGCUGUCAAAAAUAUAUUUCCCAAUGCAUCUCAUAGAGUUUGUUGCAGGCAUUUAUACAUGAAUUUCAAGAAAGAGUUCCCUGGACUGAUGCUCAGAGAUGAUUUUUGGAAUGCUGCAAAGAGUACUCAUUCUUAUGAGUUUUGGCUUCACAUGAAGAAUUUGAAGCCCAAGCGAGAUCAAAAGCCAUAUGACUGGUUGAUCAACAUACCAUUCAGUCAAUGGACUAGACAUGCAUUCUGGCCUGAAGCUAAGUGUGACAAUUACACUAACAACAUGACCGAAUCAUUCAAUGCAUGGAUAGUGAAAUUGAGAGGUUUGCCUAUUAUCAAUAUUAUUGAAUCUAUUAGGCAGAAAUGUAUGGUUAGGUUGCAUAGAAGAUUUGCUAAAGCUCAAACAUGGGAAGGGAUAGUUACACCAAGAACAAAGAAAGUAUUGAAUAAAAUCAUUACUGCCAGUAGGUUUCUUAAAUUGCUCCCUGGUAGAAAUGAAGAGUAUGAGGUUCAUGAGGGUCCAUGUAGGUUUGCUGUUAGUUUAGCUAAAAGGACAUGCAGUUGUGGAUGGUGGGAUAUAAGUGGUUUACCAUGCAAGCAUGCUGCUAGAGCAAUUGCAUAUGUUAGGGGCAAUAUUGAAGAGUUUUGCCAUGAAUAUUACACUGUGCAGUGCUAUUCAAGAGUUUAUGCAGGUGCCAUACAUCCUGUUCCUCAAGCUGAGCUUGAACCUGAUAAUAAACACCCAUCAAUGUUGCCACCUCCUUUGAGGAGGCAACCAGGAAGGCCAAGGAAGGCUAGAAAGAGAGAUGAGAGUGAACCACCAGCAAGAGGAAGGAGGACAGCAACUGUCACUUGUGCUAGGUGCUUACAAACAGGCCACAAUAAGAGAACUUGUCAAUAUGCUGCUGUUGGGGCAAAUAUGGCUGCAAGUCAAAAGAAGAGAAAACACACUACUGCAUCAGGUGCGGGGACUUCAAGAGGGGUUAAUACUAAUCAAGUGGGAUCAAGUGGUGGACCAACUAUCUAAAGGAGCCUUUGGAAUAUCAAAUGAUCUUUUUGAGAAUGUUGUUAGUUGAUGGGAUAUAAUUUGUACAUUUUAGGAAAACAUGUAUUUUGGGGCAUUGGAUUGAGCUUUUUGUCUAUUUGGAAAUAUUGUAAAUCUGUGCACAGAUUCUUUUCUGGGAUUUUAUCAUAGAUAUUGGUACAGUGCUACAGAUAUUGGCCUUACUUGAUCAUUAAAAUGGCAGUAAUAGAUGUAUGACAUUGUAAUGAUCAAGUCUGAUUUUGUAAAGUCUCAUUUUGUAAUACAUAUUUGAACA